GAAGGCGCGGACGGAGCGGCAGUAGGUGAGAUUGAGAGCGGUUUAAGGCAAAGAUCCUAUUGCAAGCUUUGGUCUAGGGGGAAAAGAGCGGGGGUCUCAGUCCCCGUGUGUGGAGAGAUCGGUCCUCGGUCUGAGCGGGUUGCUCUUUGCUUGCUUGUAGGUGGGACAGAAAGUCACCUUGUUGGAGUCAUGUCUGCGCCAUCCUAUCACACCCCAGUGGAGCGGCACCUGACUUCCAGUGAAGAAGUCCGUGUCCCCAUGGCAAGUCGCCCUCAGCCGAAGUACCCAGCGGGCGGAACCAACCUGGAGGAGCAGAGAACGCGUUGGGAAAGGAAAAGGGUUCGGACUGUGAAAGAGUUGAUUGAGACGGAGCAGAGGUACUUCGAACAGCUGGAGUUAGUUGCAGUGUAUUUUAUAGAGAUUUUAACGGCAAAGGGGACUCUGCGGACGGAGGAACGAGAUGCCAUAUUUUGCACCUUUAAGUCCAUCCAUUCAAUAAACAGGAUGCUGUUGAGUGAUCUCGAGAACGGAAAACUAGGGCAAGGAUUUGAACGCUUCUGCCCUCAACUUCAUCUUUAUACCACUUACACAGAUAACAUGGAACAUGCUCUCAAAGUCUUGCAGGAGCAAAUUAAGAAAAACAAACAAUUCGCUCGAUUUAAGAAGCUUCAAGAAUCUCGAGCAGAAUUCCACGGGUUGAAACUAGAAGACUUGCUUCCCCUGCCUCUUCGGCGUAUAUAUCAAUACAAGCAUCUGUUGCGAGAUUUAACUGAAAAUACCAAUCCUGACCAUCCAGAGUUUCAGCAGCUCAAAAGUGCAGUGAGGGUGAUUUCGGAAGCUUCCCAGCACAUUCAGGACCAGGCUCGGAGGCAGGAGAACCACCUCCAGGUGCUCCGGGUGCAGAAACUAUUGAAAGGGCGACGGAGCAAGGUGCUGGCCGCAGGAAGGCAGUACAUUCGCGAAGGUUGGCUGACCGCCGUGCCGUCCAAGGGCGAGGAAACCAAGCACAGAAUGUUCUUUCUGUUUUCCGACCUUCUCCUGAUGACCAAACCCUGUCACCCGCUCCACCCCGUGCACUCCGACAAGCUCGUCUGGCAGAGGGCCUACCCUUUGGUCGAGGGCAGGGUAGAGAAAGUCUUCGGGCACACCAGGAGUCAAGGAGGCCUGAUCAGCCUGACCUUCCCAGAGGAGAAGCUCCUGGUGAUGUCGAAUGACCAGGAGGACAUCAACAACUGGUACCGUUGUCUCUCCGCUGCUAUAGGGCGGUUGCAAUCGCGGGCCACUGUUACCCAGAGGAGGGAUAACCUCGCAAGGAGACCACUACGGCCGGCACAAGACUCAACACAGGCGAACACUGACUCGCCCAUCCCGAAAGCCGGCAGCAAGAGAUACUUGAGCGACCAGCCACGAGAGGAGCCAAGCGCGAGCAGUUACACUGAGAACCAUUGCACUGAACCAAAGCAAAUGAAACUGAUGCCACAUCCCACCCUGAGGCCCGAAGACUCCGGCCCCAGUGCGCAACAGGCGGGCAACAGCUGUAUCAUCCUGUGAUGUUUCCAAGCCUCAGGGAGGACCGGACUCCAUUCUGUAUAAAGAGCACAAGCUUCAACGUACCACGGGUGAAGGCGGCUUGUAAACGCACCUGGACUCAAACCCUGCACCUGCUCUAACGCACCACGAGUCGGGUGCAGCGUCAUUGUACAAAAGGCCCGCUUGAAGUCUACGGAUCGGAAAGGUCUCCUUACCCGCGACAUUGUCUGACUCCUGCUGUGUAAUAUAACAUGCUGAUGGUUCAACCUCUGCUGGGUGGGGAGGAGAGAUAACUGUACACUUGGCAUGAACACCAUCAACCUCUUCCGGUAUGAAUCCCAGCAGAUUUAGCUGUGAACCACAAGAAGUUCAGUCCUUCACCUCCUCUUUGUUUUUUGCUUGGAUUUCAUGGAGGUUGAAAAAUGUUCUUAGUAUCCCUGGCCUUUUUUCCCCACGCACUCUUCCCUGUGCCCCCAUUUGUCCCACUUUCCCGACUCCUUUCCCCUUCCAUCCACGUAAAUGAUCAGUCCAGACCCUGGUCAAAGUCAUGCCGCGGUGAUUUUGAUUACUGGAAAUGCCGAAUCCAUUCUUAUUUUACUGAGCAGACCCUGAUGUUCACAUUACAAGCCAGGACGGACCCGUCUCCAAUAAGGAACACCUUUUAAUUAACGGUUUAAUGCUGUGUCCACGAUUACAGUUCAACACCGAUUACAUUGGUGAUAAUUGUUUAAUGUUCUUUACUUGGUCAUUACUAAAAGAGCUGUCAAUUUGUGCUGUAGAAUAAUGAAUGAGAUUUUCUUUCACGUAUUUUAUCAUCGUUAGGCUGGGAAUGUCCCGCCUUAGCUGCCAAAGGGCUAAUCCUUCACUGUGAAUACUACAGGUAUUCGGAAUGCAACCUGCAGUGGCACAGCGGUGGAGUAGCUGCCUCACUGCGGCAGAGAACCCACUUCAAUCCUGACCUCGGGUGCCGUCUGUGUUGAGUAUGCAAGUUCUCCCUGUGACCGCGGGGUUUUCCUCCGGGUGCUCAGGUUUCCUCCCACAUCCCAAAGACGUGCAGGUUUGUAGGUGAAUUGGCCCUCUGUAAAUUGUGUAGGGAGUGGAUGAGAAAGUGGGAUAACAUAGAACUAGCAUGAACGGGUGAUCGAUGGUUGGCGUGGGCUAAAGAGCCUGUUUGUUUCCAAAUAAAAUAAAUAUAACGCCCUUAAAUUUUAUUCCAAGUGUAUUAAUUGUUUUUUAAAAAAUGUGAAGUUAAAUUAAUUUUUGUUCGCAGAAAACAAAGGGAAUAAAUAUUUUCAUUGGUUGAGUGGGGUGGUCUUGCUAGAUAUUGGCCUGCGAUUAGUUGACAUUCUCUUUGAUAACUCUCCCCGUCCCCCUUCUCUUCAAACAAUUACAUAACCUCUUACAUAAACUACCUGCUGUUCAGACAUGAUAGUUUUAAUACGAUCAGCUUCUCCGUUCAGCCAUAUUCACCCAACUCGCUUUCAUUUUAGGCUUGUGGUGGAAUCGAUUUUUAAAUGAAAAUUGCACAGAAAAUACCAAUCAGGGAGAGCUUUAAAUUGCACAGAUUGUUUUGCUGUAAGGUUUGCAAAGCUGCUUCAAUGAUGCCAAGGUUUGUACACAACUGUGAAUGGCGAGUGUUCCUGCCUCCGUUACAAACUGUAGCGGAAUGAAGUUGCGCGUGUGUUUUGUGUCAAACUAUUUUUAUUGUUAUUAAAUCUCGUUAAUAAAU
Leucoraja erinaceus (little skate) is the source of this 3259-nucleotide messenger RNA. RefSeq names its product Rho guanine nucleotide exchange factor (GEF) 39 (gene arhgef39). The coding region runs from base 190 to 1551 and encodes 453 amino acids. The record is from RefSeq and is a predicted model, not a curated record. Gene Ontology annotation, biological process: positive regulation of cell migration. Gene Ontology annotation, molecular function: guanyl-nucleotide exchange factor activity. Gene Ontology annotation, cellular component: plasma membrane. The transcript has 13 exons. NCBI's taxonomy places the organism in Eukaryota, Metazoa, Chordata, Chondrichthyes, Rajiformes, Rajidae.